CGCAAAAUCUUCAGCAGCAGCAGUUUAUAAUUUUUUUCACUAGUAGGAAAUAUUUUAAGUAGUUGCUAAGUAAGUGUUUUAUCAAAUGAAACAUGAUAUUGUGAAAUGGAGUUCUGAUGUGUUAUGAGCAUAUAUGCAAAAAAUUUGCAAGUUCAGGAAUCAAAUCUGUGUGUUCAGUUCAAUCUGCCAAUGCUAACGUUCUGUGUAAACAAUAAGCAACGAUAAUGCAAUGGUGAUAAUAAAUUCUAGAAAUAGCUCUCAUAUCAACAUUUGUUAGCUUGAGCCAUUUUUGAGGUUUAUUAAUCACUUGAAUUUUACUACUUCAACGAUUAAGGAGAGAGUACGAGUAAAAUGAAAAAGCUGUUCAAAAUCAUUACGCAUCAGAGGAGUUUUAAUUCCGAAGAUUUACUGCUUAACUCAAAAGAUCAUCCGGAUCUAAAGUUGGGCGAUAUUGUAGAAAUCUAUCAUCCGGAAGAUGACAACGUUCGUUUACUGCUGCAGGUGACGUGUCUAACCGACGAUGUGAUGAGCCGGGAAACCAUUAGCGUGGAGGCGAACAUUGCCGUAUCCUUCAAUCUAAAGUCAUAUAAAGAUGUUUUCAUGCAAAAGAUGGACCCUUGCGACGUUGCAUUGGAUUCCGUGGAAAUAACAUUCAAGGAUCAGUAUAUGGGUAGAUCAGAGAUGUGGCGACUGAAAACGUAUCUCACAAAUACCUGCGUUUAUCUAAACAAAAAAAUCGAAUACUGCGAAGGUUGUAUUCGAUGUCAGGUUUACGAAAUGUGGUCGCAGGGAGAUCGGGUUGCCUGUGGGGUGAUCACGGAGGACACCAAGGUAGUUUUUAGAAGUAAUACCUCUAUGGUGUACCUGUUCAUUCAGAUGUCGUCCGAAAUGUGGGAUUUCGACAUACAUGGAGAUUUGUAUUUCGAAAAAGCUGUGAAUGGGUUUCUUGCAGAUUUAUACACAAAGUGGAAAAAGUUGGGUAGCAAUCACGAGGUGACUAUUGUGAUGUUCUCGAGAACGUUUUAUGCUGCAAAAUGUCUUGAUGAGUUUCCGCUACAUAUGCGGGAGUGUCUUCAAAUAGAUUACAAAGGUCGAUUCUACGAAGAUUUUUAUCGUGUAGCGAUUCAGAAUGAGCGUUGCGAUGAUUGGAGUUCUACGUUAGUGCAGCUCAGACGGUUGUUUACUGGAUAUCGUGAUGUUGUGCUUAAGUAUCAUGUACGACCGAAUUUAGAUGUGAAGGUUCCGCAAGCAACGAAUUCCACUGCUGCGCAGGGAAAUUUUCUUGAAGUGCUCAAUAUCUCGCUCAAUGUAUUUGAAAAACACUAUUUGGAUAGAAGUUUUGAUCGUACCGGUCAACUUUCUGUUGUGAUUACUCCUGGCGUGGGUGUUUUCGAAGUAGACCGCGAAUUGACGAAUAUCACAAAACAACGAAUAAUUGAUAAUGGUGUUGGAAGUGACUUAGUUUGCGUCGGUGAACAGCCAUUGCAUGCUGUGCCAUUAUUGAAAUUUCACAACAAAGACUCCCUCACAUCAAUCGAUGAUUACUCGAUGCCGCAUUGGAUCAACCUAAGUUUUUAUUCAACCAAUAAAAAAGUAGCGUACUCCACGUUCAUUCCAAGGAUAAAACCACCACCGAUAGCGUUAGAGACAGCAUCUCAGGAAUCUUCAGAUGCAUUCAGACUAAAACUUCCUAAAAAGGAAAAUAAGAACGAAUACAUCCACAACUGUCUUUUCGAUUAUGAUGCGUUUGACGAUCAAAUAUUUCAAAUGCCUACGGUACAUGGUACUUGUUCGCUGCAACGCGUGGCUCGAACAAAAAAAACUUCAGUUCCUAGUUUGGAUGGAUUCGGAAUGUAUGGUAACAAUCGUGAAUGGGAUAGCAUAUCAUCGCCAUCUGAUUUGCGGAGAAAAAUGUCUGAUCCGGAUAUACAUCACAACAUUAAUAACAUGCUAAAUUUAAGUGUGACUUCUCACAAUAGCUCACUCAGCACAACGGAGCAGACCAACGAGAAGUGUGUCAAUCGUAGCUUCGGAUCAUCGAGUGGACCGGUAGUUCGAACUGGGCGAGCCUUGAUUAACCCUUUCGAUCCAUCGCAUGUUACGAUUAAGUUGACUUCCAAUAGACGGCGAUGGACGCAUAUUUUCCCAAAGGGUCCACAAGGUGUACUGAUCCAGCAGCACCACUAUCAAGCCGUCCCUACUACCAUCAAGGCUGUGAACUAUGCUGCCUUCGAUUUAGACACAAGCAGCGAGUAUGCACAUACAUCAACUUGUACCUGGGGUCGGCAUGGCCGGCAAAGUAGUAUCACUUCGUCGGACAGUCGACUGAAUGAUGAGGAUUUAAAGUGGAUUAUCGAAAAUAAAGGCAAUCGUAAAAAAUCCGGAGUUCUGCACUCGGCUGCAGGACCUACCGUAACAGUUACACCGUCAAAAAGUCUCACACUGUUGUGGGGCGUCACUGGCGAACAGGAGUGGACUCCCUCGCUUACCACAGGCGUCGACUGGAAAUCGCUAACCAUACCGGCAUGCCUGCCAAUAACAACGGAUUACUUUCCGGAUAAACGCUCGCUGCACAACGACUAUGUCGUGUCGGACUACACGCUAUUGCCGGACGAUGUGAACGCUGACUUUGCACAGAAUCGAGCAAUUUACAAGAAACCCCUCUCGACGGAUGAAGUGUUCAAAGAACUUGUUUCACAACGAUUAGCACAGGGCUUCCAGUUGAUUGUGCUACCGGACACGCCAUCGCCAAAUCCACAAAAGGCCCCUUGUUGCGGAGGUCAGUUGCAAAGCUCCUACCAGUCUAGUUCCGUUCUCAGGAUACGUGCUCCGCAGGAACAAUCGCAAGAGUAUUUGUUGUCGAUUGGAAGAAUUUUUCAUAAGAUUUCCCUGAGCGGAUCAACUAUUACUGUUACUAGAUAUCGACCAAGGCACCCGUACCCACCGAUUAACGUUGGAUACCCCUAUCGGUUCCAUGCUCCUCAGCACGACACGUACGAAGUGUCUGGUGUCAAAUUCACCACAGAGAAGUUAGAGAACUUCAACUGGAACUAUAUGGAUCAGUAUAUUUGCACUCGUGGAGAUACAGACUUUCAAUUACUCGAGAACAUGAAAUAUUGGCGCUAUCGAAUGUAUCUGUUACCACGAGAGGACCCAGCUAUGAAGAAAAUCUUGGAUGGAACUGUGAAACGUUGUGACAUUUACACUGAAGAUAAACCAAUCCAAUCCGAAAAGCAUGUCUGCAAUGAGUUCAUUCGGUUUGUGGAGUCUCAUCUGAACAAAAUAAAAAAAGCUUCGGCCAAGAAGCCAAGGGGGAUGCAGUCCCAUCUGACCCGAAGACGACACAGCACCAGUAUACUGUCCCGGCCACCGACGAACCAGGUAUCCCAAACGCAGCCUUAUCGGGAACGAGUCGGAAGCAAUCGACUGCCGGAGAAACCUCGACUAAGGUUCACAACUUUAUAAUUUCUAUUGUGACUAAGUAAUGGUUAUGGCUUAUUGCUAGCUUGUGGCUUACUCGAUUGGCAUUCUUUGAACUGCUUGUUUGUUGUUUGUAGUUUGGUAAAAUAUUUUUUUUUUUUC
Topomyia yanbarensis is the source of this 3582-nucleotide messenger RNA. Its product is annotated as GATOR complex protein Iml1-like. Bases 352 to 3465 code for a protein of 1037 amino acids. Gene Ontology annotation, molecular function: GTPase activator activity. The transcript is spliced from 10 exons. Gene Ontology annotation, biological process: cellular response to amino acid starvation; positive regulation of autophagy; negative regulation of TORC1 signaling. The record is from RefSeq and is a predicted model, not a curated record. Gene Ontology annotation, cellular component: GATOR1 complex; lysosomal membrane. Lineage: Eukaryota; Metazoa; Arthropoda; Insecta; Diptera; Culicidae.